Closterium sp. Yama58-4 is the source of this 996-nucleotide messenger RNA. The record is from the annotation of a GenBank genome assembly. Lineage: Eukaryota; Viridiplantae; Streptophyta; Zygnematophyceae; Desmidiales; Closteriaceae.
AUGGCGCUCAAGCUUAAAGGACUCGACGACGCCAUCUCCGUCACUGUAAGCAGUACCCGGUAUAGUCAUAUUCUUUACAAGGACGGUUGUGUUGCUAAUCCCCGCUCAAGCUCGAAGGACUCGACGAUGCCCAUUUCCGUGACUCCUUAUACAGAGUACAGCCUCACCACUCCAUCCCUGCUGACGUGGCAGGUGGUGAACCCAACGUGGGUGCGAACGCGCGAGGGGGAGGAUCAUUACGGAUGGGGGUUUCCUUCAUCGGAGGGCGACGCGGAGGAGCCAGGGGCACAACCUGAUCCGAUUUUCGGCGCUCGCUUCGUCCGCGAUAUCUACGAGAAAAUAGACCCUUCAUACAAGACCUUUUCUGUGCCGAUCUUGCUGGACAAGCAGACCCGCACGAUUGUGAACAACGAGAGUGCGGAGAUCAUGAGAAUGCUCAACUCGGAAUUUAACGCCGUCGCCGCCAACCCCCACGUGGACCUUUACCCUGCGGCGAUGCGGGGGGCUAUUGACGGGGUGAACGAGUGGGUUGGCCCGCCGAUCAACAGCGGCGUGUUCAAAUGCGGAUUCGCCAAGGAGCAAGCAGCUUAUGAUGCGGCCGUAGCCACCCUCUUCUCAGCCUUGGAUCGCUGUGAGGACAUUCUCUCACAGCAGCGCUACAUGGCGGGAGACACCUUCACAGAGGCAGAUAUUCGUCUGUUUGUGGAUCUGAUUAGAUUUGAUGAGGUGUAUUAUGGGCACUUUAACUGUAAUAAGAGGAUGAUUCAGGAGUACUCCAAUCUUUUCAACUACACCAAGGAAGUUUUCCAGCUGCCCGGGAUCGCCAGCACUGUGAACAUGGUUCACAUCCGCAAAAAGUUUUUCUGCAGCCCGAACGCCCUGAAUCCUUUCGCCAUCUGCCCGAUCGGGCGGAAUAUUGAUUAUUCCGAGGCACAUGAUCGGGAUAAGCUGCCCUCUAAGCCACUCGUGCUGGGUACAGCAAAGAGCGGGCUUUAA